UUGGAGCCAGAUAAGCGUUGACGGACGACACUGGAUUUAUUUUUAAUACAUGUAUCGAUUUGCAGCAUUUAAAAGUACUUUCUUUCAUAUAGCCUGUAUACCAAAACAUUACUUUUCUUAAAUACAUUUGAGGAGUGUUGUCGCCUGCGCAUAGCCGUCGGACUGGCCUAUUCGCAUUGUUUUUUUGGGCGACAGUUAUCCAGCAACAGAGCGAGUCAGGAAGAGAGAGGGCCACUUAUUCCACCAGCCUCUUUAGACCGACCGGAGAUAAAUCGAGGAUAACAUUCGUAAUUAGAAACAGUUACGUAACCAGGUAAAGGUGGACAGUCACGGAUACGUCUGGUAUCCAACAACAAGUCAACCUUCAGCCUGUCAUUAUUUUAUUUUGGUGAUCUUAUACCGAGAAAAUUACCGUCCGUGUUCAUGCCAGAUCUGCAGCGCUUUAGUUUUCCAUAUCAUAGCAUGAAUCCUUUGUUAGGGGCGAACUCGCUUCUCCAACAUCAACAGCAGCAGAAUCAAGGAGGACAGAGUCAUCCUGAUUCCCCCUCAGGCCUUCUGCCCGAAGCCGUCUUCGGCUCGCCCGACCCGACGUCUUUCUUCCUAGGCGACCAUCCCGGACUGGGCACGGAGACUCUGCCAGGGUUCGAUUUCACCACACCCUCACAAGCUUACCUGCAUCUGAACCAUAAUAACCACUCUUAUCAUCGGUCUGUGCCCCAACCCCCUGCAGCGAUGGCCCUGAGGAACGACCUGGGCUCCAAUAUCAGUGUCCUAAAGACUCUGAACUUACGGUUCCGAUGCUUUCUGGCCAAAGUGCAUGAACUGGAGCGAAGGAAUAAGAUUUUGGAGAAACAACUACAACAGGCGUUGGAUGCGAAGAACAGCUGUGAUGGAGGUUGUUCUGAAAGCGCUAGAAGGGCCCAUACCCAAGAGAUAGGUGUACAGACCGGGUUUGUGGGAACUAUUCCGCUCAGGCCUGGGUCACUCCCGUUCCAAAACACCAACAACUCCGCAAGACGACCCACUACCCUCUUCACACCUCCCCUCAACACUGUCCUCACGCUUGAGUCCAACAACAAAGCUGAAACAAACCCCAGCGAACCGAAUCAGAAUCCGACCAUCACAAUAAGCCUAUCAACCCCGACAAUCAACUCUCCAGCUGGGUCCAAUUCGAUCACCAACGGGAAAACGGUUUUCAGUACUGGAACUGGAACCCCCACCAACCCGCCUCCCCGGUUCCUCCCCGGUACUAUCUGGUCCUACAACCAUACCCGCAAGCUCGGUUCUGGCGUGGAGACGCGCGUCACCAGCCCCGGUGUGUCCUGGGUCCAGCCGGAUGGUGUCGGGGUCCAGAUUGAUACCAUCACCCCGGAGAUCAGAGCCCUGUACAACGUCCUGGCCAAAGUCAAGAGGGAGCGGGACGAGUACAAACGCAGGUGGGAGGAGGAGUACACUGUCAGAGUGGACAUGCAGCAGAAGAUGGAAGACCUACAGGAGGACCUCCAGGAGAGUGAGGGCUGUCAGGAUGAGUUGGCUGUCAGAGUGCAGCAGCUGAAGGCUGAACUGGUGCUCUUCAAAGGCCUCAUGAGCAACAACAUGUCUGAUCUGGACAGUAAGAUCCAGGAGAAGGCCAUGAAGGUGGACAUGGACAUCUGUAGACGCAUCGACAUCACGGCUCGCCUGUGUGACGUGGCCCAGCAGAGGAACUGUGAGGAUGUCAUCCAGAUGUACCAGGUCCCUAACACCCAGUCUGCCAUCAACUGUCGCCCCCGGAAACAGACCCCGCUGUACGUCAACGGUAGUGAGGGUGAUGAAACUAUCAGCACCUCAGAGAGCGAUGGGGGCCUGCCCAGAGAGGAGGAGCUCUGUGGCUCGUCAGCCAAUCAGAUCAACGAGGAAAUGCAGAGGAUGCUCAACCAGCUGCGGGAGUGUGAGUUUGAGGAUGACUGUGACAGCCUGGCCUGGGAGGAGACAGAGGAGACUCUGCUGCUGUGGGAGGACUUCCCAGGAUGCACUCUGGCUCCAGAGACCACCCGCCAGCCAGGAGAGCAGGAGGACCAGUGUCUGGAGAAGGUGAUUAACGACACUGAGGACUUGUUCAAAUCCAGGGAGAAAGAAUACCAAGAGACCAUCGACCAGAUUGAGUAUGACUUGGCUACAGCUAAGAGUGAUAUGAACCGUCACCUACAUGAAUACAUGGAGAUGUGUUCUAUGAAGAGAGGCCUGGAUGUACAGAUGGAGACCUGCAGGAGACUCAUCACCCAGAGUGGGGACAGUAAACCUGGCUCUCCUGUGGCUGGGGCUGGUGAGGAGAGCGUUGACCAGGCAGAGAAGGAAGGGACAAUAGCGUCGCCUCCUCCCGCCAACUCUCCUCCCAGAUCAUGACCUAUCAAGACCACCUCCAUCACAUGACCGUCAUUCCAUCCAACCACAGUACCACUCAACACUCUGCCGUCACUAUAGCAACACCAUAUUUACAUUCUAACCACUAGAUGUUUAUUAGUCUAUUUUCAUUCCCAAGCAUCAAUAUGGGAAAGUGACAGAUCUAUCUGUUUUAGCGACGGUGUAGUAUUGUGUGUUUCCAACAGCUUUUACUCCCCUCUACUGGAAUGUGGUAUUACUAGCACCAUGGAAGUCUGUACAUAAGAAUCCACUGUUUAGCAGAGCAAAGGUGACGAGGUAAUGGAUUGAAAUACACAACUUGAAUUGAGAAUACCUCAUAGAAAAGUAUGAGCAAUAUUUGAAUGAACUCAUAUGAGUUGUAGGCUAGAGUGUACUCUUGGGGUAGGAGUUGGUACUACAGAGUACCAUGGUAAUACCUCUCCUAUAGCAUGAUCCAUUUCCUCACAGCCAUAAUGAUAAACACAAGGCACACACACCAACACACACCAAUACAUUUAUGUCAGGCUAGCAUAGCAGAUCAUUCUAACAUUAUGAGGGCUUGUUUUUAGACUAAGUCAAGUAUAACACAGUAAAUAUAAGCCUUAGGGUGUGUUCGUAAAUUCACUCUGGAGUGCCAGAGUGCGCUCUGGGCGUUCGUAAAUGCACAGCGUUGUCAGA
This is a messenger RNA of Coregonus clupeaformis (lake whitefish), 3060 nucleotides long. RefSeq names its product intermediate filament family orphan 1b (gene iffo1b). The record is from RefSeq and is a predicted model, not a curated record. NCBI's taxonomy places the organism in Eukaryota, Metazoa, Chordata, Actinopteri, Salmoniformes, Salmonidae. The coding region runs from base 424 to 2385 and encodes 653 amino acids. The transcript has 9 exons.